GAUAAGGGUGGGCCUGCAUGCUCUUUCCUCAGCUAGAACGGUGGGACACUCAGCAGAUAAAGGACUAACUACCUCAUCAGGACCCGGGGGUUGAGCAGAGAGAGGCGUCACCAGCUGCUGUGGAACAUGGCACGGAGCCCUCAGCCCUGGACCAGGGGAGGAUAGCUAGGAUUCUGAAGGAAUCGAAUUACACAGGAUUAGCAUCGUUUUGUUCUCAUUUUGUUUCUCAAAAAUUAUUUUUCAGUUACUUUAUAAAACAGUUGGCUUGAAUUCUAAGAAGGAUUGAUUCUUAAUUGAGUCUUUGUGGGAUGUAAAUCAAGAUAAUUGGUUUUGUUUUUUUUUUUAAGUUUUCUAUUUUUGCAAUCAAAAGUAGCUAGCGUAGGAGGAAGAGUUUUUGUGAGCCUCUGCUUUUUUCUUUGUCAAAAAGGAAAAAAAAAAAUGCAUCCUCCAGAAACCACCACCAAGAUGUCUUCAGUUCGGUUCAUGGUGACACCAACAAAGAUUGAUGACAUCCCGGGUUUGUCAGACACCAGCCCGGACCUCAGCUCUCGAUCUAGUUCCCGAGUGAGAUUUAGUUCCCGAGAAAGUGUGCCAGAGACAAGCCGUAGUGAGCCUAUGAGUGAACUGUCUGGGGCCACCACUUCUCUGGCUACUGUUGCCCUAGAUCCUUCCAGUGACCGGACUUCUAACCCCCAGGAAGUUACCGAGGACCCGAAUCAGAACUCCGUCACAGGGGAGCACAGCCAGCUGUUAGAUGAUGGACAUAAGAAAGCUCGAAAUGCUUAUCUCAAUAAUUCCAACUAUGAAGAAGGAGACGAGUAUUUUGAUAAAAAUCUGGCACUCUUUGAGGAAGAAAUGGACACCAGGCCAAAGGUGUCUUCUCUCCUCAACCGCAUGGCCAACUAUACUAAUCUGACACAGGGAGCAAAAGAACAUGAAGAGGCAGAGAACAUCACCGAAGGGAAAAAGAAGCCUACCAAGAGUCCCCAAAUGGGUACUUUCAUGGGUGUCUACCUCCCAUGUCUACAAAAUAUUUUUGGAGUGAUCCUCUUUCUGCGUCUUACCUGGGUAGUGGGCACAGCCGGAGUCCUUCAGGCCUUUGCAAUUGUCCUUAUCUGCUGCUGCUGUACAAUGUUGACUGCGAUCUCCAUGAGUGCCAUUGCCACUAAUGGAGUGGUGCCAGCUGGCGGCUCAUACUUCAUGAUUUCCCGGGCCCUGGGCCCAGAGUUCGGUGGGGCUGUUGGCCUCUGCUUUUAUCUUGGCACCACAUUUGCAGCAGCCAUGUAUAUUCUUGGUGCCAUUGAAAUUUUUCUGGUGUAUAUUGUUCCCCGAGCUGCCAUUUUUCGAAGUGAUGAUGUUCUCAAGGAGUCAGCAGCCAUGCUCAAUAACAUGCGUGUCUAUGGCACAGCCUUCUUGGUCCUCAUGGUCUUGGUGGUAUUCAUUGGCGUACGCUACGUGAAUAAGUUUGCCUCACUUUUCCUGGCCUGUGUAAUUGUGUCCAUCUUGGCUAUCUAUGCUGGUGCCAUCAAGUCUUCCUUUGCUCCACCACACUUCCCGGUCUGCAUGCUGGGCAACCGCACCCUGUCAUCAAGACACAUUGAUGUUUGCUCUAAGACCAAGGAAGUGAACAACAUGACAGUGCCAUCGAAGUUGUGGGGAUUCUUCUGUAACUCAAGCCAGUUUUUUAAUGCCACCUGUGAUGAGUACUUUGUUCACAAUAAUGUCACCUCAAUCCAAGGCAUUCCUGGGCUGGCUAGUGGUAUCAUUACUGAAAACCUUUGGAGUAAUUAUUUACCAAAGGGUGAGAUUAUUGAAAAGCCAUCAGCCAAGUCAUCUGAUGUCGUGGGCAACUUAAACCAUGAGUAUGUCCUCGUUGACAUCACCACCUCCUUCACUCUCCUGGUGGGGAUCUUCUUUCCUUCUGUCACAGGUAUCAUGGCUGGGUCAAACAGAUCCGGAGAUCUGAAAGAUGCUCAGAAGUCCAUUCCCAUUGGAACCGUCCUUGCCAUCCUGACCACAUCCUUCGUGUAUUUAAGCAAUGUUGUCCUUUUCGGUGCAUGUAUUGAAGGAGUUGUUCUCAGAGACAAAUUUGGGGAUGCUGUGAAAGGUAAUUUGGUUGUAGGCACGUUAUCCUGGCCAUCCCCGUGGGUGAUUGUUAUUGGCUCAUUCUUUUCAACAUGUGGGGCUGGACUUCAGAGCCUCACAGGUGCACCGAGGCUGCUACAGGCUAUUGCCAAGGAUAAUAUCAUACCUUUCCUUAGGGUUUUUGGUCACAGCAAAGCCAAUGGAGAACCUACCUGGGCCUUACUUCUAACUGCUGCCAUAGCGGAGCUGGGAAUUCUCAUCGCUUCCCUGGAUCUCGUGGCCCCAAUUCUUUCCAUGUUUUUUCUCAUGUGUUACCUCUUUGUGAACUUGGCAUGUGCCUUGCAAACAUUACUCCGAACCCCUAACUGGAGGCCCCGAUUCCGUUACUACCACUGGGCCCUCUCUUUCAUGGGAAUGAGUAUCUGUCUAGCUCUGAUGUUCAUUUCUUCCUGGUAUUACGCUAUUGUAGCUAUGGUGAUAGCUGGCAUGAUCUACAAGUACAUUGAGUACCAGGGGGCUGAGAAAGAAUGGGGUGAUGGUAUCCGCGGGCUGUCGCUCAGUGCAGCUCGCUUUGCUUUGCUCCGCCUAGAGGAAGGACCUCCUCACACUAAGAACUGGAGGCCUCAGUUGCUUGUAUUGCUGAAGCUGGAUGAAGACUUACACGUCAAGCACCCCCGCCUCCUCACCUUCGCCUCACAGCUCAAGGCAGGAAAGGGACUCACUAUUGUGGGCUCUGUCAUUGUGGGGAACUUCCUGGAGAACUACGGUGAAGCUCUAGCCGCGGAGCAGACCAUUAAGCACCUAAUGGAGGCAGAAAAGGUGAAAGGAUUCUGCCAGCUGGUGGUAGCUGCCAAGCUGAAGGAGGGCAUGUCACACCUCAUCCAGUCCUGUGGCCUUGGGGGCAUGAAGCACAACACAGUGGCGAUGGGCUGGCCCAGUGGCUGGCGCCAGAGUGAAGACUCUCGCGCCUGGAAGACUUUCAUUGGCACAGUUCGAGUGACAACUGCUGCCCAUCUAGCCCUGCUGGUGGCUAAAAAUGUCUCCUUCUUUCCCAGCAACGUGGAACAAUUUUCUGAGGGCAAUAUUGAUGUGUGGUGGAUUGUGCAUGAUGGGGGCAUGCUCAUGCUAUUACCGUUCCUACUGAGACAGCACAAGGUAUGGCGAAAAUGCAGCAUACGGAUCUUCACAGUAGCCCAACUAGAAGACAACAGUAUCCAGAUGAAGAAGGACCUGGCUACCUUCCUGUACCAUCUGCGCAUUGAGGCAGAAGUGGAAGUGGUAGAGAUGCAUGACAGUGACAUAUCUGCCUAUACAUAUGAGCGCACCCUGAUGAUGGAGCAGAGGUCCCAGAUGCUCCGGCACAUGCGGCUAUCCAAAACAGAACGAGACAGAGAGGCACAACUGGUGAAAGAUCGAAACUCAAUGCUACGCUUAACUAGCAUUGGCUCUGAUGAGGAUGAAGAAACAGAAACAUACCAGGAAAAAGUGCACAUGACUUGGACCAAGGAUAAAUACAUGGCAUCCCGGGGGCAAAAGGUCAAGUCAAUAGAAGGAUUCCAGGACCUACUUAAUAUGCGUCCGGAUCAGUCCAAUGUGAGACGGAUGCAUACAGCAGUGAAGCUCAAUGAAGUUAUAGUUAACAAGUCCCAUGAAGCAAAGCUGGUUUUGUUGAAUAUGCCAGGACCACCCCGAAACCCUGAAGGUGAUGAAAAUUACAUGGAAUUCCUAGAAGUACUCACGGAGGGACUAGAGCGAGUCCUCCUCGUCCGGGGUGGUGGCAGUGAAGUGAUCACCAUUUACUCAUAAUCAGCUUAUGGAAGAUUGUUUGGUCUUACUGUCCCUAGAAGACUCAUUGUCCAUGGAGAUGACAGCUCUUUCCUACAACUCCCACUCUAUUCUUGCGGAGCUGAGCCCCAACUAUGCUCUUGGCUGCAAUAUGACCUGCCAUCCCAGCAGAAGCAAAUAUUCCCUCAACAUCAGAAUGGUCAAGUCCUAAAAACUAUUUCUAUGGCAGGAGAAGGCAAGUCAAAAUUAACAAGCUAAGCCUAAAGGAACCUUUUGGCACACUGAAGGUAGUAAGUAAAACAUAUGCUAGAAAUUUAACUAAAACCAGAAAGCAAGUUCAUUUCCAACAUUCAGGAUGUAUCUCAGAAGACACAGUUCAGUGAUGGCACCAGAGAGGUAGCAGGCAGCCUACCUCACCUUAGUUAAAAAAAAAAAAAAAAAAAAAACCA
This is a messenger RNA of Meriones unguiculatus (Mongolian gerbil), 4319 nucleotides long. It is a transcript of the gene Slc12a6, whose product is annotated as solute carrier family 12 member 6. Gene Ontology annotation, biological process: potassium ion homeostasis; potassium ion import across plasma membrane; chloride ion homeostasis. Gene Ontology annotation, cellular component: membrane. Gene Ontology annotation, molecular function: potassium:chloride symporter activity. The transcript has 25 exons. The record is from RefSeq and is a predicted model, not a curated record. Bases 439 to 3891 code for a protein of 1150 amino acids. NCBI's taxonomy places the organism in Eukaryota, Metazoa, Chordata, Mammalia, Rodentia, Muridae.